Coffea eugenioides is the source of this 2164-nucleotide messenger RNA. Its product is annotated as rho GTPase-activating protein 2. The transcript is spliced from 4 exons. Bases 274 to 1734 code for a protein of 486 amino acids. Gene Ontology annotation, molecular function: GTPase activator activity. Gene Ontology annotation, biological process: signal transduction. NCBI's taxonomy places the organism in Eukaryota, Viridiplantae, Streptophyta, Magnoliopsida, Gentianales, Rubiaceae. The record is from RefSeq and is a predicted model, not a curated record.
GAACUAGUCCAUACACAGAAAGAAAGAAGACGGAGAGAGAGAACGUCCAAACUUCCUUCAAACUUGAAAAUAACUCUUCAUUCAUUCAUUAACCACCCCAACUUAACCUUCCAAAUUACUCCUCAGUCACAACUACUCACUCAAAAUUUUUUUUUUUUUUUUUUCACUCCUUACUUCUUAGAGAUUUGCUCCUCUCUAUAUAGAGCAGUUGGACCAGUCAGUGUUGAGGAGCGGAGAGAUCACACACUCCUGAGGCUGCUGGAUAUCAGUCAAAUGAACAUGACAGGCAUGGUUAUGAUAUCAAAUGGAGGCGGCUGCGGUGGCCAUGGAAAGGGCUCUUCCUCUACUGCUACUUCUUCCAGAGGAGGAGGAGGAGGAGUUGUUGUCGGCACAGAACAAAGCCGCCGCCAGCAGCAGCAGCUGUCGUUGCUGGAGUUUCUUGUAGCUGCCUUGAGGAAGUCCAUGGUGUCUUGCCGAGUGGAUCGGCAAGAGGAGGCCCCAAUCUCCGCCGCCCUCCAUCCCAUGGAAAUCGGGUGGCCCACCAACGUCCAGCACGUUGCCCACGUCACUUUCGACCGCUUUCAUGGCUUUCUGGGUCUACCUCUCGAGUUCCAAGUUGAAAUCCCCUCUAGAGUCCCCAGUGCCAGUGUGACUGUAUUUGGAGUCUCUGCGGACUCAAUGCAGUGCUCUUAUGAUACAAGAGGCAAUAGUGUCCCAACAAUUCUCUUACUGAUGCAAGAGCGACUGUAUGCCCAAGGUGGUCUCAAGGCAGAAGGAAUUUUUCGCAUAAAUCCAGAGAAUAGCCAAGAGGAACACGUUAGGGACCAGCUCAACAGAGGCAAUGUGCCAGACGAUAUCGAUGUUCACUGUUUGGCUGGUCUUAUUAAGGCCUGGUUUCGAGAGCUUCCAUCUGGCGUGCUUGAUGGGCUCUCCCCUGAGCAGGUCUUACAAUGCAACACCGAAGAGGAUUCUGCUGAGCUUGUAAAACAGUUGAACCCAACUGAGACCGCGUUGCUAAACUGGGCAAUUGAUCUCAUGGCCGAUGUUGUCGAGCAUGAGGAGUCCAACAAAAUGAAUGCCAGGAAUGUUGCAAUGGUUUUUGCUCCAAACAUGACUCAGAUGUCUGAUCCACUGACAGCUCUUAUGCAUGCUGUUCAAGUUAUGAACUUGUUGAAAACCCUCAUCAUGAAAACCUUGAGGGAGCGGGAAGAAACAGUGACUGAGGGGUGCUCGCCUAUGUCAUCUCAUUCAUCAGAUAGGCCCAGCGGAGAAGAAUUUGAGAGUCAACAAGAGGACAUGGAAACGAGCUGCGAAUCGACAGGGCCAGCAAGUGAUGAUGAUGAACCUGCCAAUUACAGCCACAGCAGCGAUGAAAAGGAUGAAAUUGAAUCGUUAAGUGACAUCGAAGAAUGUUUCUUGAGGCAAUUGGAUGAGAAUGAGAGUGCAAAAAAUGGCUUUAGGAAACAGUUGGAGGGGAUUCUAUGCAGAGACCACGGUAGUCCCAUUAGCUGCUGCACUUUCGGUGGAGAUUCUUACCCUUUUUCUUCUGAGAGCAAAACAGGGAGUUCUUGCUUGAUCACUGAUGGAGAAGAUUCAAUAGCUCUGGGGCUUAAGGCGCCUGACAUGAAUGGAAUGGAUGCAGAUGGCGGAAAUACCAAUGAUGUUGAGAGGGUAGAGCUUACGGCGGCACCUACUCCUCCAGUGCUGUUGGGGGUUCUAACUGAAUCUAUCUGAUUGUGUCUUAGUGUCUUGACAUAUUGGAGAUAACACAUCUUUGUCCAGAACUUUACGUGUGCCACCUCUGCAGUGUUUGCAUUUGUAAAUUGCAUUUGAUUAGGCUCUUGUCAUACGGUUUGCUAGCAGGUUGCUGUUCAGCUUGGGGCUGAACUUGUUUGCUUGCCUUGUAUUAGUAAUAGCAAGGAAUUCUAACAUUGACAGUUUGUGGUGUGGCAUGACAAGAACAACAUAGAAAGAAAAGAAGAGAGAGAGAGAGAGAGGAGAAAAAAAAAAGCAUCUUGUAGUUUUGCAGGCCGCAAGUCCUUUGUUCGGUCAUGCUACGUAGUUUAACCCUUAAGGGUUAGGGGUUAACUGUAAGACUAACGUUUGUUUACAGUGCUUUGCUCAAAUGUCACUCAAUUCUAUUAUCGUCCGUGUAUUCUUUCCA